This is a messenger RNA of Trypanosoma theileri, 339 nucleotides long. RefSeq lists its product as uncharacterized. The transcript has a single exon. NCBI's taxonomy places the organism in Eukaryota, Euglenozoa, Kinetoplastea, Trypanosomatida, Trypanosomatidae. The record is from RefSeq and is a predicted model, not a curated record. Bases 1 to 339 code for a protein of 112 amino acids.
AUGAACAUUAUACGAAAAGAAAACACGCCUUCAGAAUCUUUAGUGACGGAGGCCGACGCCAUAGAGGGAGCCUCACGCUCUCAUGGAAUACGGGCUUGUUGGAGUUACGCGUUGUCCGGGGAAACCCCGCGGAAGGCAUAUCUGGAGGAAAACAAUAAAAAAAUUGGAGGUUGCGAAGGGGUGGAACUUGUGACGGGAAAAGCAGGAGGCAGAAUAAAAGGACCUCUUGGGAGUUCCAUUUUCCCCAGUUCUAGCAUUUAUUUGGUAAAAACCAUCAGGGGUAAAAAAUAUCGGGAUGUAUACAUACGCGGUGGUGCGGGAAUGGGUUGUUCAAGGUGA